This is a messenger RNA of Funneliformis caledonium, 436 nucleotides long. Lineage: Eukaryota; Fungi; Glomeromycota; Glomeromycetes; Glomerales; Glomeraceae. The record is from the annotation of a GenBank genome assembly.
AUGAAUAACUCUAAAUACUCUCAUUAUUCAUCAAGUUCUUUACCAAGAAAAAAUACCCUUGUUAUUCUUUACCGGAAAGGAAAGGUUCAAGAUGCACUCGUUACUUAUCAAGGUCGUACACUAAGUAUUAGAAGAGGUCGUUCACCAAGUAUUCAAAGGAACAGUUCACUAUCUAUUCGAGAUUCAAGAGGUCACUCAUCAUCCAUCAGGAAUCUAAAAGAUCAUGAUAAUGACCAUUCAUCAACCAUCAUAAACUCGAGAAGAUUUGGUAAUAGCUAUUCGCCAAGUAUUCAAAGGAACUGUUCACCAUCUAUUCGAGAUUCAAGAGGCUGCUCGUCAUCUAUCAGGAAUCCAAGAGGUCAUAAUAAUGAUCAUUCAUUAACCAUCAUGGACUCGAGAAGAUUUAGUAAUAGCCAUUCGCUAAGUAUUCAAAGGA